AUGUUUGUAAAAUGUGUUAGUGCAAUGAUCUGUAUCUCUAGUUUUUUAUACACUUUUUAUGGUUUGUGUAAUUUGACAUAUUUUUUAUCAAGUCAUAACAAAGAUAAAGAAACAAUUAUUUCAGCAAGAGAAGAUGAAGAUAUUGAUUCUGUAUUGUGGUUGCUAAUAGUAAAUAUGUCGCUAUUAAGUAUUUUCAUGUUACAACAUUCGCUUAUGGCUAGUAAUUUUGUGAAACAUUUAUUUUGUAAACUGCAUAUGGAUUAUAUGGAAAGAAGUAUUUAUAAUGUUGCUACUGCUAUGUCUCUUCAUUUAUUAUUUAAUAAAUGGCAAAUUAUUUCAUCUAUUACAUUAUGGAAAGUUAAUACCUCUUCUGAUAAUGUUUCAUGGUACACAUUCACUGCUUUUCAUGUGUUGGCUUGGUCUAUAAUUUAUAGUGGGUGUUUAAUGAUGGAUAUAUCUGAAUUAGCUGGAAUAAAACAAGUAUAUUAUAAAUUUUCAUUGAGAUCAAAUCCUAUGCUAAUGAAAUCUAAAGAAUUAUUACGUUAUUACUCACAUAUGAGACAUCCAAGUUUUACGGGAUUUAUUAUUAUUUUAUGGAUAUAUCCUUACAUGACAUUAGACAGAUUAUUAUUGGCUUUGAUACUCACAGUGUAUAUGACCUUAAUGUGGACUAUUGAUAAAGAAGAUUAUAAUUAUCAUGCUAAUCUUGUGAAGAAAAAGCAAAGAGAAUUGUUCUGA
This is a messenger RNA of Eufriesea mexicana, 738 nucleotides long. Its product is annotated as nurim homolog. Lineage: Eukaryota; Metazoa; Arthropoda; Insecta; Hymenoptera; Apidae. The transcript has 3 exons. Gene Ontology annotation, cellular component: nuclear membrane. The record is from RefSeq and is a predicted model, not a curated record. The coding region runs from base 1 to 738 and encodes 245 amino acids.